Aureobasidium musti is the source of this 846-nucleotide messenger RNA. NCBI's taxonomy places the organism in Eukaryota, Fungi, Ascomycota, Dothideomycetes, Dothideales, Saccotheciaceae. The record is from the annotation of a GenBank genome assembly.
AUGUCAGAAACCCUCCCACACUCAGUCUCCAUCGCCGCCGGGCCCUCAUCGAAACUGUCUGACAACGGCGGCGUGGUACUCCAAACUGCCGUCCUCACAACGGAAGAUGUUGUUCAACAACAAACAACAAAGCCAACUACAACAGAUUACGGAGAACCCUCUGCAACUUCGUGUCUUUCUCUAGGCCCACGGAAGUUGACUAGGCGCUUUACAAAGUUCAUACGUUCGAAGCGCCACAAAACCAGAGGCGGACCUCCACCAGAAUAUCCGAUUCAGUCGUCAGAUCGAGACUCAAAUGAGCUCGUAAGAAUUUCAGAACCAGAGCUCAGGGGACGCAGGACCACGGCAAGAUUACCCCUUGGUGUCAACAGACUACCAUUGCUCUAUGACGAUGGUCAAGGAUCCUGGACGGGUGAAUUCGGAUACAUUUACAGCGGCGGCAUGGAUUUCACCAGAUCACGCCUGAGUCUUAGUUUCGGCGGCAAUGCUGGACCUGCUCCCCCUCCUUCCUCUGGAGCAAAGGAUUUUGACCAGCGAGUGGAUUCGAGAACUGUCGAAGGCUUCGAAGACGCAAGCAAUGGUGUCGUAGAACAAGAGCCAAGGAAUACAAGCAACUUGGGCGAAGCAGGUGUCGAGAGCGAUGCUGCUCAAGAUCAGCAUCUCUUGGAGGAUGAUGGCGCCCAUGACAACACUGAAGACCAGCACAUGUUGAGCGAGGCAAGGGAGGUGGAGCUUCCAGAGGACAGAUGCGGGUCUUGCUAUGAGAACGAAGAUGAAUGCGGCGAUACUGGAUGCAGUCGCCAAAGCGCUGAAAGUUGCUGUAGCAGUGUUGGUGAUAACUCAUAA